Molecule: messenger RNA, 2909 nt
Organism: Sarcophilus harrisii (Tasmanian devil)
Lineage: Eukaryota; Metazoa; Chordata; Mammalia; Dasyuromorphia; Dasyuridae
Gene: AFG2A
Product: spermatogenesis associated 5
Exons: 16
Coding region: 89-2734 (881 amino acids)
Cellular component (GO): cytoplasm
Molecular function (GO): ATP binding; ATP hydrolysis activity
Source: RefSeq, a predicted model, not a curated record
CUCUGCCCGGGAAGUUUUUCUCUGCGCUCACGUUGUGGCGGCGGCCCGGGGCUCCUCCUGCAUCGGGGGCCGAGUCUUCUCUCCCGGCAUGUCCUCCAAGAAAAGCAAAUCGCGGCGGAGCCAGGGCGCCGGCAGCGCCUCCCCCGCCGCCUCCCCCGGCCCCUCGCCCGCGGGUACCCCCGGCCCCGGCCCCGGCUGCCUGAUUGUAGUGGAUUUGGUGGAAAAAGCAGAUGACCCUGUCCCCAAAACAUUCCAAAAUUUCUUUUCACAACUUGGCCUUAACACGAUGAAAUCUGCCAACCUCUGUAUUGGCCGGCCAGCACUGCUUACGAGUGGGGCCGGACAACAAGAGGUCUGCACAGCAUGGCCUGUGGCAGGAUUUCCUGGAAGAAAGGUUGGCCUGAGUGAAGGGGUUCAAAAAAACUUGGGAGUGAAAUCUGGAGAUGGAGUCCUGGUGGAGCCUCUUACGGGGACACUUGUACCAGCUGAGAGAGUGGACCUAGUAUUGAGUGACAGGGAUGCAGAAAUUAAUGAGGAAGAACUGGCUACUUGUCUUCUGAGAAAAUUAGAUGGUAAAAUCGUGCUGCCUGGCAAUGUUCUGCAUUUCACUUUCUAUGGAAGACCAUGCCGGUUGAAUGUGACAUCUGUAAGGGGAGCUGAUGGCCUCACCUUGGAAAGAGCUGCAAGGAGUUUGGCCGGUGAGAAGCAAGAACCAGCCUCUGAAACAUCCAACCUUGAAGCCAGUACUGGGGACUUGUCUUUGGAACUAAGCCAGCUUAGCCUGGGAUACCCCCACAAUGGAGCCUCCACCAGUACGCCGUGUAAACCUGCAGACAACAGCUUUGCCCCAAAGCCAGGAGAUACCUCCCUGGAGGCUGACCAGCACCUUGGGGAAGGUGAUGGCUUAGGAGAAGGCCUUGCUCUGGCUGAUGGCUCCAAUCCUGCGGGUGAAGGGACUGUCCUCCAAGAAGAGAGACUGCAGCCCCCAGCCCAAGCAGGAGCCUAUAGCAGUGCUGACACAUUCUACUAUCUCUCUUCCAUUACAAAAUUCAACUUUGUAAAGCCCCAGACAGCCACAGAAGAGGAUGACAGCCCACGGAAAGUCACUUAUGACCUCAUUGGGGGUUUGACCAGCCAACUGAAAGCCAUCAGAGAAAUGAUUGAGCUACCCUUGAAACAGCCAGAGUUGUUUAAGAAAUACGGUAUUGCUCCUCCCAGAGGAGUGCUACUAUAUGGCCCUCCAGGGACGGGGAAGACUAUGAUUGCCAGGGCUAUCGCUAAUGAAGUGGGAGCUUACCUUUCCGUCAUCAACGGCCCUGAAGUCAUAAGCAAAUUUUAUGGUGCUUCGGAAGCAAGACUACGGCAGAUCUUUGCUGAAGCCACUUUGAGGCAGCCAUCGAUUAUUUUUAUUGAUGAGCUGGAUGCCCUUUGCCCAAAGAGAGAAGGAUCUGAAAAUGAGGUUGAAAAGAGAGUUGUGGCUUCUCUCUUAACUUUGAUGGACGGUAUUGGAUCUGAAGGAAGUGAGGGACGGGUUUUGGUUAUUGGGGCUACAAACCGCCCUCAUACUUUGGAUUCUGCCCUCCGAAGGCCAGGCCGCUUUGACAAGGAGAUUGAAAUCGGGGUCCCUAAUGCUCAGGACCGGUUGGACAUCCUCCAGAAGCUGCUCCGAGGGGUCCCUCAUGGCCUUCAAGAGGCAGAGUUGGUUCAGCUUGCCAACAGUGCUCACGGCUAUGUGGGGGCUGACCUGAAGGCUUUGUGUAAUGAAGCAGGGCUGCACGCCUGGCGGCGGGUCCAGAAGCAGCUGCCUGACCUUCCUAAUGGUGAGGUCGGGGAAUCGGUGAAGGUGACUCUCGGUGACUUCCUCCAGGCCAUGAAUGAAGUCCAGCCAAGUGCCAUGAGGGAAGUGGCCAUUGACGUCCCCAAUGUAUCCUUGUCGGACAUCGGAGGACUGGAAGACAUCAAACUCAAAUUGAAACAAGCUGUGGAAUGGCCUUUGAAGUAUCCAGAGGCCUUUGCCCGGAUGGGGAUUCAGCCGCCCACAGGAAUCCUUCUCUAUGGGCCUCCUGGAUGCUCAAAAACAAUGAUAGCCAAGGCCCUGGCCAAUGAAAGUGGACUUAACUUCUUAGCUGUGAAGGGUCCUGAAUUAAUGGAUAAAUAUGUUGGUCAGUCAGAACGAGCAGUCAGAGAGAUCUUCAAGAAAGCUCGAGCUGUGGCACCAUCAAUUCUUUUCUUUGAUGAGCUUGAUGCCUUAGCAGUAGAAAGGGGCAGCUCUUCAGGUGCCGGAAAUGUAGCAGACCGUGUUUUGGCUCAGCUUUUAACAGAAAUGGAUGGGAUUGAACAGCUCAAAGAUGUGAUUAUUUUGGCAGCUACCAAUCGCCCAGAUAAGAUUGACAAGGCUUUGAUGCGGCCUGGGAGAUUUGAUCGGAUCAUCUAUGUCCCCUUACCUGAUGCAGCCACGAGGAGGGAAAUAUUCAGGUUGCAGUUUUCCUCCAAGCCUGUCGGUCCGGAUGUGGACCUGGAAGAACUCGUUUGUCAGACAGAUACCUACUCAGGGGCUGAGAUCACAGCAGUCUGUUCAGAAGCAGGCCUCCUUGCUCUAGAAGAAAAUAUACAAGCCAAAUAUAUCAUGAAAAGGCAUUUCGCAGAGGCCUUGAACAUCGUGACCCCAAGAAUUCCCGAAUCCAUGAGACAUUUUUAUGCAGAUUAUCAUAAGAAUGGAUUACACACGUGCUGAGAACAUCAUGGGCCCUAAUGUAGUCAAUUCAGACACUUUUUUGAAAGAAAAGUGAAUUUCUUAUGUACAGCUUGACUUGAAGUAGCCAAAAUGUUCCUUCUUGUAAAUGGAAUGUCUGAAAUCAACUUGGGUGGAAUUGAGAGACUGCUGAUGUUCCAAUAAAGAAUGAGAGAGA